AUGGUCACAUCUUGGAUCCUUAACUCCAUCUCUAAAGAGUUGGUUGAUGGCUUCAUAUACACUGCCUCUGCCAGAGAUCUCUGGUUAGAGAUCUGUGAGAGAUUCGGAGAGUGUAACAGACCUAUGAUCUAUGAAUUGCAUAGGAAGAUCUCUCUUAUAUCUCAGGAAAAUGCAUCUGUGUCUGUCUACUUCACUAAGUUGAAGAGGUUAUGGGAUGAACUUAGGUAUGUAGAAACGCUCCCAACCUGUAUCUGUGGAGCAUCUAGGGCUAUAGCUGACGUAACAAAUAGAAAUAGGCUCAUGCAAUUCCUGAUGGGUCUGAACGAGGUCUUUGGGUCUGUAAGGGAACAAGUGUUAGGGAUGGACCCUCUGCCAACAGUAAACAAAGCUUACUCUAUGGUUGUGAAGUUUGAGUCUCAAAGGGAAAUCUUAGGAGCAAUGAAUGACAACACUGAAUCCCUUGCCCUAUUAAAUAAAACUCAAUAUCAAAACCUGAACAGACCAAGAAGGUCUGAGAAUAAGAAGGGGCAUUGCACCUUCUGUAACAUGAAUGGUCACACUCGGGAAGGGUGUUUCAAGUUGAUUGGCUACCCUGAUUGGUUCAAGGGUAAGAACAAGGUUGGAACACAACCAGUUAAGGAUUUUAGAAACACCAAAAUUAUGGCUGCUAUUGAUGGAAAUAAGCCAGAAGAGGACAGUCCUCUAGAAUGUCUGGACACAUCCAAUAGAAUUCUUGAAUUGUCUUCUAUGCUGAGCUCCCUGAAACAAGAAGUCUCCCAACUUACAAAGGGGAAAGGAAUUCUUGGCCCAAGCACAUCUCAUGGGCCAGGACCACACUUCAUGGACUUUGCAGAUGGAAAAACAACUCAGGUUUCUCAAUCUGGAAAGCUAAAUCUUUUUGGGAAGUUAAUUCUAGAUGAUGUCUUAUAUGUGCCUCAUUUUCAGUAUAAUCUUAUCUCUGACCCACUGAAUAAGAAGGUGGUGACCAUAGGCAAGAAACAAAGAGGUCUUUUCAGAAUAAACCAGAUGAGCUUUUCUUAUUCUGAUAUAAGACAUUGCUUACUUGAGAUCAUGAAAUCUAAUGCUGAAAACCAAUUUGAUACUGUCAUUAAGGUUAUCAGAACUGAUAAUGGGAAAGAAUUUCUAAGUCACAAUUAUAGAUCUUUGCUUAUGAACAAAGGGAUAAUACACCAAAGAUCCUGCCCAUACACCCCACAACAAAAUGGGGUUGUGGAGAGGAAACAUAGACACAUUCUUGACACUGCCAGAGCACUGAAAAUGCAAUCAAAUGUUCCCAUUGAAUUCUGGUUAGAAUGCAUUCUUACUGCCACUUACCUAAUAAAUAGAAUGCCCAUGGAACACUUUGAUUGGACCACUCCCUAUGAGAGGCUCUAUGGGAGGUCACCUAACUAUUCUCAUUUGAGAAAGUUUGGUUGUCUGUGUUUUGCAACCUCUGUGAGAACACAAAAGGAUAAAUUCCAAGAAAGACCUGUUAAAGCUGUAAUGGUAGGCUAUGCUAACACACACAAAGCCUAUAAAUUGUAUAACAUGAAUGAUAAGUCCUUCUUUGUGAGUAGGGAUGUCAUUUUCCAUGAAAAUUUUUUUUCCCUUUCAAGGGACUGA
Manihot esculenta (cassava) is the source of this 1623-nucleotide messenger RNA. RefSeq lists its product as uncharacterized. The record is from RefSeq and is a predicted model, not a curated record. Gene Ontology annotation, biological process: DNA integration. NCBI's taxonomy places the organism in Eukaryota, Viridiplantae, Streptophyta, Magnoliopsida, Malpighiales, Euphorbiaceae. The coding region runs from base 1 to 1623 and encodes 540 amino acids. Gene Ontology annotation, molecular function: nucleic acid binding. The transcript is spliced from 4 exons.